This is a messenger RNA of Ambispora leptoticha, 1341 nucleotides long. The record is from the annotation of a GenBank genome assembly. Lineage: Eukaryota; Fungi; Glomeromycota; Glomeromycetes; Archaeosporales; Ambisporaceae.
AUGUUAAGCAUAUUUUCGAAUACUCUUUCAUUAACUCCAUCUUCUUCACCACGGUCUUCCACAACAACAAACUUUAUGCGGUGGUUAUGGCGGUCAAAAGCUUCCCGGCUUUUUAUACUAGUGUAUUUGACGUUCUCGGUGGUGUUUUCAUUUACACAACUUCUUCGAUAUUCGAGUCAACAGUUGGUAUUAAUGUCGAAACCACAAAAGAGGUGGCCUGCUAUACUUAGCAGAACGUAUGAUACGAAGGGAAUGUCACCACUUCACGAAAUAGAAAAUAAGGUUAGAUUUAAUAAAAUGCAUUCAAAAAUGCCACGGUCUUAUACAGAUAGUGUGACGCCGUAUUAUUUACGUGCAUAUAAUACACCAGAGGCUGAUGACGUCUCUGCUAUGGCAUUUGUUACUGAAAAUCGGCUCGAAGAUUUAUUGAGACUAGCGGAGAUGUGGCAGGGUCCAAUCUCCGCAACUUUUCAUUUACCAGCAAAAUCAAUUAACGAAACGGAUCCAGCUGUUCGUAAAACCCUACUAAAUUUAAAAAACACAUUUACAAAGAACUCUAUUCUUCGACGAAACGUCGACGUACAUCUGGUAGCUGGUUUAAUUAGCACAAAAAAUCCCGAGAUUUUACCAAGACCCACAAACUUUCAUUCGAAUGUCGCUCGAUUUUUUGCGCGUUCCGAUUUCGUCAUGUACCUUGAUCACGACACGUGGCCUUCGUCAAAUACACGCACGAUAAUAAGGAAUUACAAACAUUUACUGGAACAGAAUGAUGUCAUCAUUUUGCCCACUUUUAUAUUUACCGAGAACGCGACCACCUAUGAGUUUCCUGAUAAGCAUGCGGAAUUGCUCAGCUUUGUGAAAGGAGGGUUGAUGGGAUUGCAAGAUGAUGGCUGGGAAUUAGGAUCAGGGCCGACUUCUUUUGAAAGUUGGGCGAAUGGCGAAUUGUAUAGUAUUGAAGAAUAUGAGUUACAUUAUCGACCAAAUUUUGUUUCUAAAAAAGGAGGUAGCAUGCCUUGGUGCACUGAAAGAUUUGAUGACAAUAAAGCAGCAUGUUUAUACCAAUUGUACAUAACCGGUUCUGAAUUAUGGGUGAUUCCCGAUGCAUUUUUAAUACGGCAUCACUUAAAUCCCAAUUCACAUCUUCUAAAACCUAACGAGUCGAAAUGGGCGAAAGGACUCAAUAGUCGCAUGUACACCAAAUAUCAUCGCGAAGCGUGUAUACAUUACACGCGACAAAUGGUGAUGGCAGGGGAAUGGGGCACGAAAAAAGCACAGCAUUUGAAACAUGAGUGUAAUAGAGUUUUGAUUAAUUGGGGUAAAGGGUUAAUUGAGGGGAUAUAA